This is a messenger RNA of Carlito syrichta (Philippine tarsier), 1445 nucleotides long. RefSeq names its product WD repeat domain 86 (gene WDR86). The transcript has 8 exons. Lineage: Eukaryota; Metazoa; Chordata; Mammalia; Primates; Tarsiidae. Gene Ontology annotation, molecular function: protein binding. The record is from RefSeq and is a predicted model, not a curated record. The coding region runs from base 48 to 1445 and encodes 465 amino acids.
UCCCUAGCGGGGCGCAGCUCCUCCUCGCCUCCCGCCCUGCCGGCCGGAUGGGGGGCGGCGGGUCGGCCCUGAGGGUCUGCGCCGACCACCGCGGGGGCAUCAACUGGCUGAGCCUGAGUCCCGACGGGCAGCGCCUGCUGACCGGCAGCGAGGACGGCACGGCCCGACUCUGGAGCACCGCGGACGGUCGGUGCUGCGCGCUCCUGCAAGGACAUGAAAGCUACGUGACCUUCUGCCAGCUGGAGGAUGAAGCCGCCUUCACCUGCAGCGCCGACUGCACCAUCAGGAGGUGGGACGUGCUGACCGGGCAGUGUCUGCAGGUAUACCGAGGACACACGUCCAUUGUGAACAGGAUCCUGGUUGCCGACAACCAGCUCUUCAGCAGCUCCUACGACCGGACAGCUCGUGUCUGGAGCGUGGACAAGGGACAGAUGUCCCGGGAGUUCCGGGGCCACCGCAACUGUGUGCUGACUCUGGCCUAUUCUGCCCCCUGGAACCUGCCUGACACUCCCUGUGUGGAGGAGGCCGUGUCAGGGGGGCUCUUGGUGACAGGCAGCACCGAUGGCACGGCCAAGGUGUGGCAGGUGGCCAGCGGCUGUUGCCACCAGACACUGCGAGGCCACACGGGUGCGGUGCUCUGCCUGGUGCUGGACACGCCUGGCCACACGGCCUUCACAGGCAGCACCGACGCCACCAUCCGCGCCUGGGACAUCCUGAGUGGGGAGCAGCUAAGGGUAUUCCGGGAGCACCAGGGCUCCGUCAUCUGUCUGGAGCUUGUGAACCGGCUCAUGUACUCGGGCAGCGCGGACAGGACCGUCAAGUGCUGGCUGGCAGACACGGGGGAGCAUGUGCGCACGUUCGCAGCCCACAGACGCAGCGUGAGCGCCCUCAAGUACCACGCGGGCACCUUGUUCACGGGCAGCGGGGACGCCUGCGCCCGGGCCUUCGACGCCCAGUCGGGCGUGCUGCAGAGGGUGUUCCGGGGCCACGCCUUCGUCAUCAAUUGCAUCCAGCCCCUGAAGGGGGCGCUCCUCAGCCUGUGGGUGUGGCUUCUGCAUCCACAGUGGCGUGUGCUGGACCCUGGCUGGCCCCGGGUGCAGAAAGAGAAGCUGCAGACGACAGUGUCUGCUGUUGGGAGCUCAGCAUCUCCCUGUGGGGAGAAACCUCAGGUUCAGGAGCAGGCCUUGAGAGAUUCCUCGGUCCAUGGCAAGUGCCCAGUGCAAGGAGGUGCUGCUGCAUUCUUGCCUCAGCAACUCUUGAUCGCAUCAGCUUGGCGCCUCAUUUUGCCCUGCCACAGCAGCAAAUAUAACCCAUGCUACGAGGCUGCCACAGGAACACUGGUUUUCCAAGGCCAGUCUCCGCUCCUGGAGUUGGGCCUCCUCGUGUGGUACAGUGUAGCCCAGAACCCCCUUCCACGGCUGGCUGCUCUGUGCAGCUCUUCAUGA